AUGGAGGAAAAUUAUCCUGGAAGCUCCGAAAAUGAGUGGAUUUUACCAGAUGUUAUUGUAGACGAAAAAUUUAUGACAGCGAAAAUAAUUGAAAAAACGAGAGAAGUGAAUCCGAAGUAUGAAGCUGCUUACAUAAAAUUUAUGCAAUGGCGAUUACAAAAAAACAUUAAGGAUUUCUCAGAAUCGAUUUUUUUGACGUACUUCAAUGAAUUGGCAACAAAUCGUAAACCAACAAGUUUGUGGGCGACUUAUUCGAUGCUUCGAAGCAUGAUUGAGAUCAAACACAAAUUAAAUAUCCAUGGUUAUUCAAGUUUACUUGCUUUUCUGAAAGAAAAAAGUAUCGGAUACAAAAGUAAAAUGGCUCAGGUGUUAAGUGCUAGACAAAUUAAUCAAUUCCUUGAAGAAGCUCCAGAUGAGAAGUUCUUGGCUGUAAAGGUAGCUUUAAUUUUUGGAGUGCAAGGCGCUUGCAGAAGGCAAGAACUAUGUGACUUAACUUUGAAUGAUAUUGAAGACAGCGGUAGACAGCUUUUGGUGAAAAUACCACAAACUAAGAAUGAAAAAUCUAGAUCAUUUGUAGUAACAGGUGAUUUUUAUCAGAUAUACAAAAAGUAUGCCAAUUCGCGUCCAGCAAAUGUACCAACUUCAAGAUUCUUCCUAAAUUACCGUAACGGAAAAUGCCUACCGCAAGUUAUUGGCAUCAAUACACUUGGUGGUAUACCUAAAGCAAUUGCAACGUACCUUAAAUUAAAAGAUGCAGAUUCUUACACUGGACAUACGUUCAGGAGAACUUCUACUAGUCUUUUAGCUGAUUCUGGUGCCGAUUUACUGUCCCUCUGCAAGUUUGGAAGAUGCAAAUCUAGUACAUUCUCGGAAAACUACUAAGAAAUGUGUGUAG
Messenger RNA from Chrysoperla carnea, 895 nucleotides. RefSeq lists its product as uncharacterized. Gene Ontology annotation, molecular function: DNA binding. The transcript is spliced from 2 exons. Bases 1 to 882 code for a protein of 293 amino acids. NCBI's taxonomy places the organism in Eukaryota, Metazoa, Arthropoda, Insecta, Neuroptera, Chrysopidae. The record is from RefSeq and is a predicted model, not a curated record. Gene Ontology annotation, biological process: DNA recombination; DNA integration.